CCUGGACUCGCCGCAGAGCCAGGUAAGCGGCGCUCGCAGGCCUCGGGCAGGGCACUGGGACCGGGAUGCUGCCGGGGACGGGGUUGAGGCCGUAAGGAUGCGCGAAGGGCCGCCCCCUCUCCCGGUCCGCGGGGGCGCUUGGCGCUGCGCCGGGGCUAGCGCGAGGCCCGGCCUCAGGCCCCACGCGGCCCCUUUCCCCCUCGGGCCCACGGUGCGUCCCGCGGCACGGACCCUCUGCCCGGGAGGCGCGAGCACGUUGCGGAGUUCCGGCGCGGCGGCGGGGUAGCCCCAGCAGCAGGUGCGCGGCCUGGGCCGGAGCCGCCAGCCCGGGAGGAGGCGGUGCUAAUCUCAGGGACCGGAGACACCUGCGGUGGCCGCGAGCCCGGCGGCGGCGACAUACUCGGGUCCAGUGCAGAAUACAGAAACUGCAGCCAUGACCACGCACGUCACCCUGGAAGAUGCCCUGUCCAACGUGGACCUGCUUGAAGAGCUUCCCCUCCCUGACCAGCAGCCAUGCAUCGAGCCUCCGCCUUCCUCCAUCAUGUACCAGGCUAACUUUGACACGAACUUCGAGGACAGGAAUGCAUUUGUCACGGGCAUUGCAAGGUACAUUGAGCAGGCUACGGUUCACUCCAGCAUGAAUGAGAUGCUGGAGGAAGGACAUGAGUAUGCGGUCAUGCUGUACACCUGGCGCAGCUGUUCCCGGGCCAUUCCCCAGGUGAAAUGCAACGAGCAGCCCAACAGAGUAGAGAUCUAUGAGAAGACAGUGGAGGUGCUGGAGCCGGAGGUCACCAAGCUCAUGAAGUUCAUGUAUUUUCAGCGCAAGGCCAUCGAGCGGUUCUGCAGCGAGGUGAAGCGGCUGUGCCACGCCGAGCGCAGGAAGGACUUUGUCUCUGAGGCCUACCUCCUGACCCUGGGCAAGUUCAUCAACAUGUUUGCUGUCCUAGAUGAGCUAAAGAACAUGAAGUGCAGCGUCAAGAAUGACCACUCUGCCUACAAAAGGGCGGCACAGUUCCUGCGGAAGAUGGCGGAUCCCCAGUCUAUCCAAGAGUCGCAGAACCUUUCCAUGUUCCUGGCCAACCACAACAGGAUCACCCAGUGUCUCCACCAGCAACUGGAAGUGAUCCCAGGCUACGAGGAGCUGCUGGCUGACAUUGUCAAUAUCUGCGUGGAUUACUACGAGAACAAGAUGUACCUGACCCCCAGUGAGAAACACAUGCUCCUCAAGGUGAUGGGCUUUGGCCUCUACCUAAUGGAUGGAAAUGUCAGUAACAUUUACAAACUGGAUGCCAAGAAGAGAAUUAAUCUUAGCAAAAUUGAUAAAUUCUUUAAGCAGCUGCAGGUGGUGCCCCUUUUCGGCGACAUGCAGAUAGAGCUGGCCAGAUACAUUAAGACCAGUGCUCACUAUGAAGAGAACAAGUCCAAGUGGACGUGCACCCAGAGCAGCAUCAGCCCCCAGUACAAUAUCUGUGAGCAGAUGGUUCAGAUCCGGGAUGACCACAUCCGCUUCAUCUCCGAGCUUGCUCGCUACAGCAACAGUGAGGUGGUGACGGGCUCAGGGCUGGACAGCCAGAAGUCAGACGAGGAGUAUCGCGAGCUCUUCGACUUAGCCCUGCGGGGUCUGCAGCUUCUAUCCAAGUGGAGCGCCCAUGUCAUGGAGGUGUACUCUUGGAAGCUGGUUCAUCCCACAGACAAGUUCUGCAACAAGGACUGUCCUGGCACCGCAGAAGAAUAUGAGAGAGCCACGCGCUACAAUUACACCAGUGAGGAAAAAUUUGCCUUCGUUGAGGUGAUCGCCAUGAUCAAAGGCCUGCAGGUGCUCAUGGGCAGGAUGGAGAGUGUCUUCAACCAGGCCAUCAGGAACACCAUCUACGCAGCAUUGCAGGACUUCGCCCAGGUGACGCUGCGUGAGCCCCUGCGGCAGGCGGUACGGAAGAAGAAGAACGUCCUCAUCAGUGUCCUACAGGCAAUUCGAAAGACCAUCUGUGACUGGGAGGGAGGGCGAGAGCCCCCUAAUGACCCAUGCUUGAGAGGGGAGAAGGACCCCAAAGGUGGAUUUGACAUCAAGGUGCCCCGGCGUGCUGUGGGGCCGUCCAGCACACAGCUGUACAUGGUGCGGACCAUGCUUGAAUCGCUCAUUGCAGACAAAAGCGGCUCCAAGAAGACCCUGAGGAGCAGCCUCGAUGGACCCAUUGUCCUCGCCAUAGAGGACUUUCACAAACAGUCCUUCUUCUUCACACAUCUGCUGAACAUCAGUGAAGCCCUGCAGCAGUGUUGCGACCUCUCCCAGCUCUGGUUCCGAGAAUUCUUCCUGGAGUUAACCAUGGGCCGACGAAUCCAGUUCCCCAUUGAGAUGUCCAUGCCCUGGAUUCUAACGGACCAUAUCCUGGAAACCAAAGAACCUUCCAUGAUGGAGUAUGUCCUCUACCCUUUGGAUCUGUACAACGACAGCGCCUACUAUGCUCUGACCAAGUUUAAAAAGCAGUUCCUGUAUGAUGAGAUCGAAGCUGAGGUGAACCUGUGCUUUGAUCAGUUUGUCUACAAGCUGGCAGACCAGAUCUUUGCUUACUACAAAGCCAUGGCCGGCAGUGUCCUGUUGGAUAAACGUUUUCGAGCUGAGUGUAAGAAUUAUGGUGUCAUCAUUCCUUAUCCACCGUCCAAUCGCUAUGAAACACUGCUGAAACAGAGACACGUCCAGCUGUUGGGUAGAUCAAUUGACCUGAACAGACUCAUUACCCAGCGCAUCUCUGCCGCCAUGUAUAAAUCCCUGGACCAGGCUAUCAGCCGCUUUGAGAGUGAGGAUCUGACCUCCAUUGUGGAGCUGGAGUGGCUGCUGGAGAUUAACCGGCUUACGCACCGGCUGCUCUGUAAGCACAUGACGCUGGACAGCUUCGAUGCCAUGUUCCGGGAGGCCAAUCACAAUGUGUCCGCCCCCUAUGGCCGUAUCACCCUACAUGUCUUCUGGGAACUGAACUUUGACUUCCUCCCCAACUACUGCUACAAUGGGUCCACGAACCGUUUUGUGCGGACUGCCAUUCCUUUCACUCAAGAACCACAACGAGACAAACCUGCCAACGUCCAGCCUUAUUACCUUUAUGGAUCCAAGCCUCUCAACAUUGCCUACAGCCACAUCUACAGCUCCUACAGGAAUUUCGUGGGGCCACCUCAUUUCAAGACUAUCUGCAGACUCCUGGGUUACCAGGGCAUCGCUGUGGUCAUGGAGGAACUGCUAAAGAUCGUGAAGAGCUUGCUCCAAGGAACCAUUCUCCAGUAUGUGAAAACACUGAUAGAGGUGAUGCCCAAGAUAUGCCGCUUGCCCCGACAUGAGUAUGGCUCCCCAGGGAUCCUGGAGUUCUUCCACCACCAGCUGAAGGACAUCAUUGAGUACGCAGAGCUCAAAACAGAUGUGUUCCAGAGCCUGAGGGAAGUGGGCAAUGCCAUCCUCUUCUGCCUCCUCAUAGAGCAAGCUCUGUCUCAGGAGGAGGUCUGCGAUUUGCUCCAUGCUGCACCCUUCCAAAACAUCCUGCCUAGAGUCUACAUCAAAGAAGGGGAGCGCCUGGAAGUCCGGAUGAAACGUCUGGAAGCCAAGUAUGCCCCACUCCACCUGGUCCCUCUGAUCGAGCGGCUGGGGACUCCUCAGCAAAUCGCCAUCGCUCGCGAGGGUGACCUUCUGACCAAGGAGCGGCUGUGCUGUGGCCUGUCCAUGUUCGAGGUCAUCCUGACCCGCAUUCGGAGCUACCUGCAGGACCCCAUCUGGCGAGGCCCGCCGCCCACCAAUGGCGUCAUGCACGUCGAUGAAUGUGUGGAGUUCCACCGGCUGUGGAGCGCCAUGCAGUUCGUCUACUGCAUCCCUGUGGGAACCAACGAGUUCACAGCUGAAUUAAGAGACUUGGCCCAAAGACAGGCCUGCUUAGUAGCUGUACUCCUGGCCCAAGAUGAGGCUCCCUCCCUCCCUGCCCUCCUCCGCCACCUGUCUCUCCAGCUGCUUCCUCCCCCUGCUCCUAGGCAGUGUUUCGGCGAUGGCUUGAACUGGGCUGGUUGCUCUAUCAUCGUCCUGCUGGGCCAGCAGCGUCGCUUCGACCUGUUCGACUUCUGUUACCACCUGCUAAAAGUGCAGAGGCAGGACGGGAAGGAUGAAAUCAUUAAGAAUGUGCCCCUGAAGAAAAUGGCCGACCGGAUCAGGAAGUACCAGAUCUUGAACAAUGAGGUUUUUGCCAUCCUGAACAAGUACAUGAAGUCUGUGGAGACAGACAGUUCCACUGUGGAGCAUGUGCGCUGCUUCCAGCCGCCCAUCCACCAGUCCUUGGCCACCACUUGUUAAGCAGUAGGUCCUGCAGACCCUUUUCUGGAAGAGGAAGAGAAGUAGGAGAGAGAAAGCCACAGCCAGCCUGCCACAGGAUCCAACUGGACAACGUGUGGGAUGGACCUGGAAACAAGCACCUCCCCAAACACAUCACCACUCCCUAGGGCGGGGCCUGUGCAUGCUCUCCCAUGACAUCUCCAUGCUGGUUUCUUCAUAGCAUAAAUGAAAAAAAAAAAGGAAACAGGGCAGUGUGUGCUUUUUCUUUUCUCCCUGCUGAACUAUGUUAAGAACUCCUAGUUUCCCCCUUUCUCCAUCCCAUCAUCCCACCCAUCUGUGGUUGCUUCCCAAGACCUCCUUCCAAGAUGGACGCCUCCUACCCAGUGCCCAUGUGUGACCCCAGGACGCAAGUCUCAGCUGUGAACACAGAUGUGGCCGUGCCCAGAGAUGCCAGCCUGGCCAGAAGGGCAUGCCUCAGCUUACUACUUCAUCUCUCCUGGUUCUCUCCAUGCAGUACCCUAGGUGGCAACUUCUCCCACUCUGGGUACCAGGGAUUCUACCACAUAGGCUUCCCAAAGCCCCAUUCCAACUCCCUUCUGUCAGGGAAGUCCUAGAGAGAGGUCCAAACAGCAUUCACAGCUGUAUCACACUCCAUGCAGGUAGGGUAGGAGACUGGUCAGGCCUGCUGUGGGGAAGCGGUAUGUAUGAACACAGCCAGAAAUGUCCUAGUCCAAACAGGAUGCUUUCAGGCCAUCUCAGCUGCUUGAUGGUGAGAUGGUUCCCUUAUUCCUAUGGGAAAGGCUUAACAUUGGGCCACAUAGGGGAAGCAGCUUUGAACAAAUCAGUCAUAGCACUGCCUACAGCAUUAGCCAGUGACCGAAUUAUGGGCCACUUCUUGACACAGAAAUGCUUAUCAAGGAACAUUUCCACAAGAAAUAAAAUAUUAAGGGGUUAUUUCCACAGAGGCCCAAAAAGUCUUAGAAACACAGAGGUGAGGAGGAGUAUUAAUAAUUGUCAAUGAGCUUUUAAUACCAGGAUAUGCCCCCUGCCCCCAAAGAAGAGUCUUCUUUUAGGGAAUCAACUUCCAUUGUCCUAGAAGCUGAAAGAUUCUUGGAACAUUUUAGCUUUUACUCUCAACUUGCUGUUCUCUUUACAUUCCUUAAGUUAGACUUUGGGGUGUGACUUCCCUCCCAGGGGUAACAAUUACUUCCAUUUUCUAGACCAAACCAAAAGUCUUCUGCAAAAUCUCCCACUGAGUGUGAUAAGACCAUUGAGAAAGAUAAAAGUCUUUAGGAUAUAAAUUUCUUGUUACAGAGCAUGUCAUUGUCAAAGCAAAUCUGUGGCCCUGAGGUUUUAAGAACAUCAAAUGUGACAUUUGAUAUUUCUCCAGCCCAGGGAAGUAAAAUGGUUGCCUUAAUCAAAUGGUCCCAUUUUUAACCCCAAAGGAAGUGCCCACAGCAAGAGGUUUGCGUGAUGCACUUAUGUCCUCCAGUGACGAAAGGUGGGGCCACAUGAAAGGCCCCUUAGGUCAGAGAGUAGCACAUUUGAGUGCAGAUUCCUGGACCCCACCUCAAACCUACUAAUUCUGGAUCUCUGAGAAUAGGGCCAGGAAAUCUGCCCUUUUUACAAGCUACCCAAGUUAUUCUGUUGCACAUCAAUGUUUGGGAACCACUGCUGUAAGGGAAACAUUCUGGUCACCUUGAGCUUUGAGCUACCACUAAGCCAUCAAAGAAAAUACAUACAGGGAAGAGAGAAGGGAGGAGAUUCCAAGUAGAAACUGGCAGAUCCUCCUCUCUGGGAGGUACCACCUUCUAUUCUGAUUUCUGACUUUUCCUUCUUGAUGACCACAGAUAUGUUCCAGAGGCAAAAGAGAGACAUUACCCCACAUGGCAGAGAACAUGCUUUCAAAACAUAUAAAAUGUCAAAGUUCCAGAUCCUUCUACAUCUUUAGUCCUGUCUGAGGUUGGUAGCUGGCUCUCUGUAGCUGAUAGAUGGCUAGAGUUCCAUCCAAAUCCCUGACCACGACUUCGUGGAGAUUUGACUUAUCUAUUUGAUAAAAUUUCUAUUUCAAUAACCCACCUCUCUCACCCCACAUUUAUAUCCCUAAAUUUGACCCUCUGGGCCAAGUCAUAUUACCUUCAGGAGACUUGAUCCCAGUAGAUUGAGGUCUUCCCUUUCAGCAGAAAGAUUUAUUUCCCUGGCUUGCCAGUGGCACUGAUUUCCUAACACCCAAUGAGUUUAAUAUUCUUUCCUCCCUGGCAUUACUGCCCAAGCCUCUUUUGAUUUUUUAUUUUGUGUGUGUCUAAUGACCAGGAAAAAAAUAAAGCUUAGGUUUUAAAAAGUUUUAAAAAAAAUGUUUCAGAAACUGUCAAAUGUACCAUAUUUGUAUUAAGAAUUGUUGGGAAUUUUUGUACAAUGAAUUUACAUUUAUUUAUGGUGACUUAUAUUUACGCUUGUGAUCAAAUAAUGAUGUUAAAUUCUUAAAUCAUAUUUGCUAUGCAGCUGAAGAUGAUAUUUUGAUUUGUAUUUUGGGGGUACCUGUGUUGAGUUGAUAAACAUUUCCAUCUUCAUUAAAACUGCUUCCAAACUAGUAAAACCA
Messenger RNA from Piliocolobus tephrosceles (Ugandan red Colobus), 6899 nucleotides. RefSeq names its product cytoplasmic FMR1 interacting protein 2 (gene CYFIP2). Gene Ontology annotation, biological process: regulation of actin filament polymerization. Gene Ontology annotation, molecular function: small GTPase binding. The record is from RefSeq and is a predicted model, not a curated record. The transcript is spliced from 31 exons. Lineage: Eukaryota; Metazoa; Chordata; Mammalia; Primates; Cercopithecidae. Bases 434 to 4321 code for a protein of 1295 amino acids.